AUGGUGGCCGCUGACGAUGUGGCGACUCUGGCGUCCUCUCCCCCAGCGGGAGAGUCGGCCUCUCACCCUUUCACCUGCAACACAUGCACCAUUGCCUACAGGAAUAUCGACCUGCAGCGAGGCCACAUGAAGAGCGACUGGCACCGCUACAACCUCAAGCGCCGUGUCGCCUCCCUGCCUCCCAUCACUUCCGAGACUUUCAACGAAAAGGUUCUUCAGGCUCGCGCCGUCCAGACUGCCGAAGCCGAGAAGGCUCUGUUUGAGCGCUCUUGCGAAGCCUGCCAGAAGAACUACUCGAGCGAGAACGCCUACCAGAACCAUCUAACCAGCUCCAAGCACAAGCUGCGUCUGGCCGCUCUCGGCCGUCGUGGCAGCAGAGCCGACGAUGCCAGCUCCGUCAUGAGCUCCACCUUUUCGCUGGGAGACCCCAUCGCCGCCGACAAGGAGUCUGUUGAUUCCGAUGCUGAGGAGGAGUUCACACAGGUUGUCGAGGGCCUGAGGAACGCCAAGCUGGACCACAAGCAGGACGAGAACCGCCCCUCGCCCGUCAAGCGUCCCUCCAACCCCCAGCCGUCCGCUCAGGGACACCGCAGUGAAGACCACCCUGUCUCCGACGAGGCCGGUGAGGGUGAGACCGAGUCUUCCACACCCGUUCCCAAGUCGGAGAUCAGCUGGACCCUCAAGUCCUGCAUCUUCUGCAACUACGACUCGCCCACCGUCCCUCUCAACGCCCACCAUAUGGAGCGUUUCCACAACAUGUUCAUUCCCGAGAAGCAGUAUCUUGUCGACCUCGAGGGUUUGCUGCAGCACCUGCUAGAGCGUGUUCACGAGGGCCAUCAGUGCCUGUACUGCUUCAAGACCAAGAACACCGCGUUCGCUGUCCAAACUCACAUGCGUGACAAGGGCCACUGCAAGGUGCCCUUUGACACCGAAGAGACCCAGCUCGAUAUUGGUGACUUUUAUGACUUCAGGAGCACGUACUCUGACGACGAGGAGUCUGAUGAGGAUGAGGAGGAGGAAGUCCAUAAGGGCGGCGCCAAGCUCGGAGCGAGACGUGAGGCCAAGCACAAGGACGAGGAUGGCAAGGAGGUUGGCGAGGGUGACGGAUGGGAGACGGACAGCUCUGCUUCGUCCCUCGACUCUGAAGACCUUACCGCCAUGCCUGCCGAGCGUCACGAUCACCAGUACGAGCGUCUCGACAAGCACCCGCACCAUUCGAAUGCUACGUCCCGCGCCCACCGUCAAGCCGAUGGCUGGCACUCGCACGCGCACAAGCACAACCACGCCGUCUUUUACGACGACUACGAGAUGCACCUCCCCAACGGCAAGUCGGUCGGCCACCGCUCCAUGGCCCGCUACUACAAGCAGAACCUCACAAACUACCCCACCCCCGAAGAGCGCGCUGAGCGCCUCGCUCUCGAGGAGGCCGCCUCGAGCGACGACACGGAGACGGAGGGCAACAGCGACCGCAGGCUCGCCCCCACCCGCAAUGGCCGCGCUCUCGCGCGCCGCGAUGCCGCCGGCAUGGUCGGCCUCUCGGGCGAGAAGAAGCGCGCCAUCCGCGACUCGGAGGAGCGCGGUCGCAAGUCUGGCGAGCUGCGCGAGAAACGCAACGACUACAAAUACGGUGUCAAGAACAACAACCAAAAGACCUACUACUACCGCUACCAGAUGGGUGGUUGA
Molecule: messenger RNA, 1683 nt
Organism: Verticillium nonalfalfae
Lineage: Eukaryota; Fungi; Ascomycota; Sordariomycetes; Glomerellales; Plectosphaerellaceae
Exons: 2
Coding region: 1-1683 (560 amino acids)
Biological process (GO): ribosomal large subunit biogenesis
Cellular component (GO): preribosome, large subunit precursor
Molecular function (GO): zinc ion binding; nucleic acid binding
Source: RefSeq, a predicted model, not a curated record